AUGGUGGACUCAAAACCCAUCAUGGACCAAGUGCAUGACCUGCAGAUGAUACUCCAAGAGAUAUCAGAUGAAGGAAUGAAGAUCUGUGAGACUUUCACAGUGAAUUGCUUCAUUGAGAAGCUUCCCCCUGGCUGGGCAGACUUCAAGAACUAUCUUGCAUUCAAGCAGAAGGCUUUGACUUUGGCCAACUUGAUUUCUAGGCUGCAGAAUGAGUCACUGAAGCGUGAAAGAGCUGAAACAGUUCAGACUCAUGAUGCGAAUGUGGCUGAAUUUCGCAGUAAACCAAAAGGCAGGUUUAACCCUAACAAGGGUCCGCUCAACAAGGUUGGACAUCGCGGAGCCGAUUGUCGCAGCAAGGCCAAGGAGAAAAACCAAGCCAACUUGACAGAGGAUGACAUGGUGGCUGUUGUUACAGAAGCUAACAUGGUUGAAGAGAAUCCGAUGCUAUGGUGGUAUGACACUGGUGCUACCACACAUAUCUGCAUUGACAGACAGAUGUUCAGCACUUACCAGAAAAGCAAGGAAGAUGCUCGUCUGCUGAUGGGAAAUGUGUCCCACUCCAAGAUUGAAGGCACUGGAAAGGUGGUCCUGAAGAUGACAUCUGGAAGAGAGCUCACACUCAACAAUGUGAAGCAUGUUCCAGACAUGAGGAAGAAUCUGAUUUCUGGCACUCUGAUGAGCAAGCAUGGAUUUGCCAUCAACUUCGAGUCUGACCAGCUGAUUCUCAGGAAGAAUGGUGUUUUUAUAGGAAAAGGUUUUGUUAAGGAUGGACUGAUUAAGAUGUGUGUAUCUCCAGUCCAGAGAAACAUUGUUGAGAAAGGCAUCAUACAUCAGACCACUGCUCCCUAUUCACCAGAAUCUAACGGAGUUUCAGAAAGAAAGAAUCGAACUCUGAAAGAGAUGAUGAAUGCAAUGUUGCAGGAAUCUGGGCUACCGCAGAAUCUGUGGGGGGAAGCUCUGCUAGCCACAAACUAUAUCCUCAACAAAAUACCACACAAAGUAACUGGCAAAACGCCAUAUGAGCUUUGGAAAGGUUCAGCACCUUCUUACAAAUACUUGAAAGUGUGGGGGUGCUUAGCAAAAGUUCAAGUACCACCUCCUAAGAAGGUUUCGAUUGGGCCUAAAACAGUGGACUGUAUUUUCAUUGGAUAUGCGCACAACAGUAGUGCUUAUCGGUUUCUGGUGCACAAGUCAGAUAUACCAGAUAUCCAUGCAAAUACAAUUAUUGAAUCAAGGAAUGUGUCAUUCUUUGAGAAUAUCUUUCCAUGUAAAGAUAGACAGAAGCUGAAGCGAACUCAUGACGCAAUUGUGCCUGCAAAUGAGACUAGUACAUCUGGUACUUCAGUAACUGAAGCAGAAGAAAAUGAGGUUGAACCUAGGCGUAGCAAGAGAGCUCGUAAGGAAAAAUCAUUUGGUGAUGAAUACUUAGUGGUAUUUCUCUGUGAGAAUGAGCCAAGGACAUAUUCUGAAGCCAUGUCUACACCAGAAGCAGACUUAUGGAAAGAAGCUGUAAACAGUGAAAUGGAUUCUAUUCUGCAGAACCAUACUUACAUAAUCACUGAUUUACCUCCAGGGUUUAAGGCACUAGGGUGUAGAUGGAUAUUUAAAACGAAGCUCAAAACUGAUGGAGCUAUUGAUAAAUACAAGGCAAGACUUGUGGUGCAAGGAUUCAGACAAGUUGAAGGUCUAGACUUCUUUGACACUUAUUCUCCAGUGACGAGAAUAACUUCAAUCAGAAUAUUGAUAGCUAUUGCAUCUUUGAGAGACCUGGAAAUCCAUCAGAUGGAUGUUAAAACAGCUUUCCUUAAUGGUGAUUUAGAAGAGGAAAUCUACAUGAAACAACCUGAAGGUUUUGUGACACCAGGUCAAGAACACAAAGUUUGUAAACUUGUGAAAUCGCUGUAUGGACUGAAACAAGCUCCAAAGCAAUGGCAUGAAAAAUUUGACCACGUGAUGAUGUCAAAUGGAUUCAGCAUCAAUGAAUGUGACAAAUGCAUUUACGUCAAGAACACUCCCAGUGGGUACGUUUUGCUGUGCUAUAUGUUGACGACAUGCUCAUCAUGGGCAGUAACAAGGAUAUAA
Microthlaspi erraticum is the source of this 2082-nucleotide messenger RNA. The record is from the annotation of a GenBank genome assembly. NCBI's taxonomy places the organism in Eukaryota, Viridiplantae, Streptophyta, Magnoliopsida, Brassicales, Brassicaceae.